AUGAAACCACUGGACAUGAAGCACUUCCAGGAGGAUACGAUGCUAAUGCGCCAACAGCGUCACCGCGAAAAGAAUCACAUCGACAAAUUGGCGUGGCUGAAACGUAAAAUGGUCGAAGAGGAGAUACAAAACGAACGAGACGAAUAUUUCGAUAACGAAUGUUUAUCUCGUCGCUUUUCCGAUAUUAUAGAUAGGUUGGUUGAAGCGUUAGAUUUUGUACUGGGCACGAAAUGCCGUCAUCGUCAACCAUACUGCUGCGAGCGCGGCGAAGAAGCGGACUCGAUGCAGUUCGCCAAACCUACUACCAAAGGUCGGAGAUCGUUCCGAAAUCUAAACACGCCGAUAGUCGGGUAA
Macrosiphum euphorbiae (potato aphid) is the source of this 354-nucleotide messenger RNA. NCBI's taxonomy places the organism in Eukaryota, Metazoa, Arthropoda, Insecta, Hemiptera, Aphididae. The record is from the annotation of a GenBank genome assembly.